AGGUGCCAUAGUCAGACAUCCUCCUCAUCCUCUUCAGUGGCUCGACCCGCUGUGAGAUCAGCAUCUCUUUGGGCUUCAUCCUUCUUCCUGCACUGACGAGACACAGCCAGCAACGCCUGAGGUCACUCCGACACUUCUCCACCCACUAGAAUCCCACCCGGCGUCCGGCGACCAUCUUGAGGUCAGCUCGUCCAACCUUAGCGAGGAGCUCCACGACGACCCGGGCAUCUCCAGCAUGGCGGACCCCGCGGCAGACGACAGCAAGUUCCUGUUCCUGCAGAACGACUUCCGCAACAGCGGCGUGGCGCAGGCGGACUGGACGGCCAAGAAAAUGGUGUGGGUGCCGUCAGAGAGGGAGGGCUUCGAGGCGGCCAGCAUCAAGGAGGAGAAGGGCGAUGAGGUCCUGGUGGAGCUGUCCAAUGGUCGUAAGGCCACAGUGAACAAGGAGGACAUCCAGAAGAUGAAUCCACCCAAGUUCAGCAAGGUGGAGGACAUGGCUGCCCUCACCUUCCUGAACGAGGCCUCCGUCCUCCAAAACCUACGCGAGAGAUACUUCUCCAGCCUCAUCUACACGUACUCGGGUCUCUUCUGUGUGGUGGUCAACCCUUACAAGAUGCUGCCCAUCUACUCAGAGAAGAUCGUCGAGAUGUACAAGGGCAGGAAGCGUCACGAGGUGCCGCCGCACAUCUACUCUAUCACCGACAACGCCUACAGGAACAUGAUGCAAGACCGCGAGGAUCAGUCCAUUCUCUGCACAGGAGAGUCUGGAGCCGGGAAGACGGAGAACACCAAGAAGGUGAUCCAGUACCUGGCCCUCGUCGCCUCCUCGCACAAAGGAAAGAAGGAAGCAAAUCCUGCACCUCAGCAACAGCAGCCACAACAACAAGCUGGAUCGCUGGCCUACGGGGAGCUGGAGAAGCAGCUACUGCAGGCGAACCCCGUCCUGGAGGCCUUCGGCAACGCCAAGACCAUCAAGAACGACAACUCCUCACGAUUUGGCAAGUUCAUCAAGCUCAACUUUGACGUGACCGGCUUCCUUGUCGGGGCAAACAUUGACACCUACCUUCUGGAGAAGUCUCGCUGUAUCCGGCAGGGCAACACGGAGAGAGCCUUCCACAUCUUCUACUACAUGGUGUCAGGAGCCAAAGACAAGAUCCGAGAGGAGCUGCUGCUGGAGGACUACAGCAGCUACCGUUUCCUGGUGGCUGGACACGUGGAGGUUUCCGGUCUACAGGACGACGAGCUCUUUGUUGAGACCCUGGAGGCCAUGGAGAUCAUGGGCUUCACAGAGGAGGAGAGAAUAGGGAUGUUAAAGGUGGUGUCCACUGUUCUCCAGCUGGGGAACAUUAAGUUUGAGAAGGAGAGAAGCAACGAGCAGGCCACCAUGCCAGACAACACGGCUGCCCAGAAGGUUUGUCACCUCCAAGGCAUCAACGUGACCGACUUCACCCGCGCUUUCCUGACCCCUCGAAUCAAAGUGGGCCGCGAGGUGGUGCAGAAGGCUCAGACCAAGCAGCAGGCGGAUUUCUCAGUGGAGGCUCUUGCUAAGGCCAUGUACGAGCGUCUGUUCCGCUGGAUCCUUGCCCGGGUCAACAAGACUCUGGACAAGAGCAAGAGACAAUCGUCUUCCUUCCUGGGAAUCUUGGACAUUGCUGGCUUUGAAAUUUUCGAGGACAACUCCUUUGAGCAGCUGUGUAUUAAUUACACCAACGAGCGUCUGCAGCAGCUCUUCAACCACACCAUGUUCGUCCUGGAGCAGGAGGAGUACAAGCGAGAGGGCAUUGACUGGAACUUCAUCGACUUUGGCCUGGAUCUGCAGCCGUGCAUCGAGCUCAUCGAGAGGCCGAACAACCCCCCGGGCAUCUUGGCCCUGCUGGACGAGGAGUGCUGGUUCCCCAAAGCCACGGACAACUCCUUUGUGGACAAGUUGCUGAACACCCACUCGGGUCACGUUAAAUUCUCCAAACCCAAACAGCACAAAGAUAAGAUGAUGUUCACUGUUCUGCACUAUGCCGGGAAGGUGGACUACAACGCAGCAAGCUGGCUGACAAAGAACAUGGACCCCCUGAACGACAACGUCACUUCUCUGCUCAGCAACUCGUCCAGCAACUUCAUCCAGGACCUCUGGAAGGACGGUCAGUCUUUAGACCUCUUCUUCGGAAGAGCUGACAUUUUAAAGAUUAGUUUUUGUUUGCCAGCGGACCGAGUGGUGGGCCUGGAGACCAUGGCCAAGAUGUCCGACAGCUCCAUGCCCACCUCCACCAAGUCCAAGAAGGGGAUGUUCCGCACGGUGGGCCAGCUGUACAAGGAGUCCCUGGGCAAGCUAAUGACCACGCUGAAUAACACGCAGCCUAACUUUGUGCGCUGCAUCAUCCCCAACCACGAGAAGAGGGCGGGCAAGAUGGAUGCCAACUUGGUGCUGGAGCAGCUCAGGUGCAACGGCGUCCUGGAGGGCAUCAGAAUCUGCAGACAGGGAUUCCCAAACCGCAUUGUGUUCCAGGAGUUCCGGCAGAGGUACGAGAUCCUGGCUGCCAACGCCAUCCCGAAAGGCUUCAUGGAUGGGAAGCAGGCGUGCUGCUUGAUGGUGAAGCACUUGGAUCUGGACACCAACCUGUAUCGCAUUGGCCAGAGUAAGAUGUUCUUCAGGACGGGGGUGCUGGCUCAGCUGGAGGAGGAGCGAGACAUCAAGCUCACUGUCGUCAUCAUCUCCUUCCAGGCGCAAGCGAGGGGCUUCCUGGCUCGCAAGGCUUUCAGCAAACGUCAGCAGCAGCUGAGCGCCAUGAAAGUGAUCCAGAGGAACUGUGCCUGCUACCUCAAACUGAAGAACUGGCAGUGGUGGAGGCUUUUCACCAAGGUAAAGCCCCUGCUGCAGGUGACCAGACAAGAGGAGGAAAUGGGCCAGAAGGACGAGGAACUCAAGGCAGCCAAAGAAGUGGCAGCCAAGAAGGAGGUUGAACUAAAGGAGGUCAUACAGAAACACACGCAGCUAAUGGAGGAACGAGCCCUGCUGGAGACAAAACUCCAAGCAGAGACGGAGCUAUACGCCGAGGCCGAGGAGAUGAGGGUGCGCCUGGAGGCCAAGAAGCAGGAGCUGGAGGAGGUUCUGCACGAGAUGGAGGUCAGGUUGGAGGAGGAGGAGGAGCGUGGCACCACCAUGCAGCAGGAGAGGAAGGACUUGGAGCACCAGCUUCAGUGUAUGGAGGCCCACCUGGUGGAAGAAGAAGAUGCUCGUCAAAAGCUGCAGCUGGAGAAGGUGGCCUUGGAGGGAAAGGUGAAAAAACUGGAGGAGGAUGUUCUCCUGAUGGAGGAUCAUAAUGACAAACUGCAGAAGGAAAGAAAGCUUCUGGAGGAGAGGAUGGCUGACUUAAACUCCAACCUGGCCGAGGAGGAAGAGAAGUCCAAAAACCUGACCAAACUGAAGAGCAAGCAUGAGUCUAUGAUCUCCGACUUGGAGGUACGUUUUAAGAAGGAAGAGAAGGGUCGUCUGGACAUGGAGAAGGCAAAGAGGAAGGUGGAGGCCGAGGUAGCUGAUCUCCACGAGCAGCUGGCCGACUUGCAGGCCCAACUCGCCGAGCUCCGAGCUCAGCUGGCUGCCAAGGAAGAGGAGCUGCAGGCCACGCAAGCCCGUUUGGACGAGGAGAGUAACCAACGGGGGGCGGCUGUGAAGAAGGUUCGAGAGCUAGAGGCCCUUCUCUCUGAGGUGCAGGAGGACCUGGAGGGAGAGAGAGCGGCUCGAGCAAAGGUGGAGUCGGCACGUCGGGACCUGGGGGAGGAGCUUAACGCCCUGCGGUCUGAGCUGGAGGACAGCCUGGACACAACUGCCGCCCAGCAGGAGCUUCGGGCGAAGCGUGAACAGGAGGUGGCCAUGUUGAAGAAAGCCAUGGAGGAGGAGGGGCGGAGUCAUGAGGCCCAAGUCCAAGAUCUAAGGCAGAAACACAGUCAGGCUGUGGAGGAGCUCUCUGAGCAGCUGGAGCAGGCCAAAAAAGUGAGAGCGGGUCUGGAGAAAGCCAAGCAGGCUCUGGAGAAGGAGUCUGCCGAUCUCAGUGCUGACCUUCGAUCCCUUGCCAGCACCAAGCAAGAUGUGGAGCACAAGAAGAAGAAGGUGGAGGGUCAGCUCAACGAUCUCAACUCACGCUUCAGCGAGAGCGAGCGGCAGAGGACCGAGCUGGGCGAGCGCGUCUCCAAGAUGACUGUGGAACUAGACAACCUGAGCAGUCUUCUGAAUGAGGCUGAGGGAAAGAACAUCAAGCUUAGUAAAGAUGUGUCUGGCCUGUCCUCGCAGCUGCAGGACACGCAGGAGCUGCUGUCAGAAGAGACACGUCAGAAGCUGAACGUGGCAGGACGUCUGCGUCAGAUGGAGGAGGACAACAUUGGUCUGGUGGAGCAGCUGGAGGAGGAGAGCGAGGCCAAGCAAGCCUUGGACAGGCAGGUGUCCAGCCUCAACGCACAGCUGUCGGACUGCAAGAAGAAGCUGGACGAGACUCUGGGCUGCGUGGAGAUGCUGGAGGAAGGAAAGAAACGUCUGCAGCGCGACCUGGAGGCAGCCAACAACGAGUACGAGGAGAAAACCUCGGCCUACGACAAGCUGGACAAGAGCCGCGGCCGACUGCAGCAGGAGCUGGAGGAUGUCCUUAUGGACCUGGACGGCCAGCGGCAGCUCGUCUCCAAUCUAGAGAAGAAGCAGAAGAAGUUUGAUCAGAUGCUGGCGGAGGAGCGAGCCGUGUCCUGUAAGUUUGCAGAGGAGCGAGAUCGAGCGGAGGCCGAGGCGAGGGAGAAGGAGACCAAGGUAUUGGCUCUGUCAAGAGCACUGGAGGAGAACCGUGAUGCUCUGGAGGAGGCGGAGAAGACCACGAAAAGCCUCCGAGCUGAGAUGGAAGAUCUCAUCAGCUCCAAAGACGACGUGGGAAGAAGUGUACAUGACCUGGAGAAGGCAAAGCGUAGCCUGGAGGGCGUCAUGGAGGAGAUGAAGGCCCACAUGGAGGAGCUGGAGGAUGAGCUGCAGGUUGCUGAAGAUGCCAAGUUGCGCCUGGAGGUCAACAGUCAGGCCCUCAAAGCCCAGCAUGAAAGGGAACUGCAGGCCCGUGAGGAGAUGGGCGAGGAGAAAAGGAAGCAGCUCCUCAAGCAGGUGCGUGAGCUGGAGGCGGAGCUGGAGGAGGAGAAGAAGCAGCGAGGUCAGGCCUCUGGUGGCAAGAAGAAGCUGGAGGGAGAACUGAAAGACAUGGAGGACCAGUUGGAGGCCACCAACAGGGGGCGCGAUGAGGCUCUCAAGCAGCUGCGCAAAAUCCAGGGCCAGAUGAAGGAUGUCCAGCGAGAGCUGGAGGAUUCCCGCGCGGCCCAGAAGGACCUCCUGGCCUCGGCGAGAGAGACCGAGCGGAAAUCCAAGACUAUGGAGGCCGAACUCGUGCAGCUGCAUGAGAUGCUGGCGGCGGCUGAGCGCGCCCGAAAGCAGACGGAGGCAGAGCGAGACGAGCUGGCCGAGGAACUGGCUAGUAACUCCUCUGGAAAGAACAUGAUGUCUGACGAGAAACGUCGUCUGGACGCAAAGAUCCGCCAGCUGGAGGAGGAGCUGGAGGAAGAGCAGACCAACAGCGAGAGCCUGAAUGAGCGUCUGAGGAAGAGCCAGCAGCUGGUGGAGCAGCUGGGGGCGGAGCUGGCGGCGGAGAAGUUGGCGUCGCAGAGCAAGGAGGCGUCCAGGCAGCAGCUGGAGAAGCAGAACCGCGAGCUGAAGGCCAAGGUGCAGGAGAUGGAGGGUCAGGGACGCUCCAAGCUCAAGACCUCCGUCACCACCCUGGAGAACAAGCUGAAGGAGGCGGAGGAGCAGCUGGAGACGGAGAGCAGAGAGCGUCAGGCAGCCGGCAAGAAUCUGCGUCAGAAGGAGAAGAAGCUGAAGGACGUGAUGCUGCAGAUGGAGGACGAGAGGAAGCAGGCGCAGCAGUACAAAGACCAGGCUGAGAAGAGCGCCGUGCGCGUCAAGCAGCUGAAGCAUCAGUUGGAGGAGGCGGAGGAGGAGGCUCAGCGCGUGGUCGCCGCCCGCAGGAAGCUGCAGAGGGAACUGGACGAGGCGGUCGAGGCAAACGACGCCCUCAGCCGGGAGGUGACGUCGCUGAAGGGGAAACUGAGGCGCGGCGGGGAGGCAGGUUUUAGCGGCGCCAGUCCUCGCGGAAGCAGCAGCGGCAGUGGCGGAGGAGGAGGAGCCAUGAGGAGCUUGGGGCUGAUGGGAGGCAGCAUCAGCCGGAGGAGCGCCAUCGUGGAGAACUCGCUGGAGACCCCGGAGGAGGAGCCUCGCUCACCUUCUCCCCCUGCUAGCCCCCCGCCGGAGGCUUGCGAGGAGGUGAACGACUGCCCUCCUGACGAGUAGACACACAAUCCUCACUCGGCCAACCACACCAGGGGUGUCCAAACUUUUUCCACUAAGGGCCGAAAACUCCGAAAUUCAAGCAUCCGGCGGCCAUUUUGAUAUUUCUUAUUUUCAAAACCACUACAAUAUAUACAUUUUUUUAACCUUUUGGGCUCCCCUCAAGUUUUUUUUUGUUUUUAUUAUCCUUUUUACACAAUUCAAUCUCUUGAUCAACUUUAGGUCUAUCUUUCGGUUUAAGUUAAAAAAAGAAAAGUUUAUGUUUUAUGCCCUUUUUGUCAAAGGAAACCCUGUUUUCUGUGAAAAAACACAAAAUAUGCAAUAUUUUCCCUCUAAAAUAUUUAAAGUGUAAUAUUUAAUGUGAAGUCAUUUGGAGCCUUCAAUAGAUCCAUAAUUAAUAACAAAAUGGAUUGUAUUAAUUAUUAUUUUAUUAUUUUUUGAGCAAAAAAAAACCCCACUAAAAUCAUUGGUUAUCCAAAAAGGUCCCACUCAUAAAAGUGUGAAAAAUAAGUUCUAAAGUUUUACUUUUUACUUUCAAUCCUUAAAUCAAAUUCAGAUUUAUCCGUCGAAAAUAUUUUUUGUAUUUUAUGACCAAAUUAUAUACAUUUAUACAUAUAUAUAUGUCAAAUAUUUUAAAAAGUGUAAUAUUUCAUCUGAAGUCAUUUGGAGCCUUAAAUAGGUCAAUAAUUCAUAACUUUGAUUUUAUUCUUCUUUUUUUUUAGCAAUGACAGUUUUAUGACAAAAGCACAAAAUAUGUAAUAUUUUGCCCUCCAAUUUUUUUAAGUGGAAUUUCAGAGUCUUAAAUAGGUUAACAAUUCAUAACACCAUCGAUUUUUAUUAAUUGUUACUUUUUGAGCAAAGACAGUUUUCAAGGGAAAAAAAACACUAAAAUGAUUGGGUAUCCAAAAGGGUCCCACUCACAAACGGGUUCAAAAUGUUUUAAAAACAAUGUUUGUUUGAUUUUUGACAAAAACACAAAAUAUUCAAUAUUUUCCACAAAAGUGGAGUAUUUGAUGUAAAGUAAUUAGUCUUGAAUAGGUAAAUAAUUUAAAACAACAUUGAUUUUGAUUUAUUAAUAUUAUUUUUGGAGCAAUACCAGUUUUAAAGAGUGAUUGUGUUAUUAGAGUUAACAUCACAACUUUUCCUUGUUACAUUUCACCUGUUUGCCCUUUUAUUCCAUGUUUUUGUGUUUUGAUUUGGGUUUUUUUUUAAGUUAUAUUUUUAGAAUGUGCCGCUGGUCUUAAAAAAUUUAAAAUGUCCCCCGGCCCGCACUUUGGACACCCCUGCAUUAGAGGAUAAGAACACGUUGUUGCAUGUUUUAAAUAGUGCUGUGAAGUUAUUGCAAAUGUUAAUAAUCACGAUUAAAGCUGAUGUAUGUCACCGUUAAGAAGAAGCUUCCAUCGUCCUCUAUCAUGGAGACCGCGCCCUCUUCGCGGUUCUAACUGACGAUACGCGCUGUUUUACAUAACGUAACAUAACAUAUUCCAAGCCCCUUCCUGCUCUGUCACUGUGGCAACUCUCACCUUUACACGGCCACUGUCCCCUAUGGCAGUGGUUCUCAACCUUUUUUCAGUGAUGUACCCCCUGUGAACAUUUUUUUAAUGCAAGUACCCCCUAAUCAGACCAGAGCAUUUUUGGUUGAAAAAAAGAGAUAAAGAAGUAAAAUACAACACUAUGUUAUCAGUUUCUGAUUUAUUAAAUUGUAUAACAGUGCAAAAUAUUGCUCAUUUGUAGUGGUCUUUCUUGAACUAUUUGGAAAAAAUAUAUAAAAAUAACUAAAAACUUGUUGAAAAAUAAACAAGUGAUUCAAUUAUAAAUAAAGAUUUCUACACAUAGAAGUAAUCAUCAACUUAAAGUGCCCUCUUUGGGGAUUAAAAUAGAGAUCCAUAUGGAUUCAUGAACUUCAUUCUAAACAUUUAUUUACAAAAAAUAAAUCUUUAACAUCAAUAUUUAUGGAACAUGUCCACAAAAAAUCUAGCUGUCAACACUGAAUAAUGCAAUGUUGUAUUUUUUUCCCCACAGUUUAUGAACUUACAUUCAUAUUUUGUGGAAGUAUUAUUCAAAAAAUAUAUUUAUAAAGGAUUUUUGAAUUGUUGCUAUUUUUAGAAUAUUUUUUAAAAAAUCUCACGUACCCCUUGGCAUACCUUCAAGUACCCCCAGGGGUACGCGUACCCCCAUUUGAGAACUACUGCCCUAUGGUGCGCCAUUUUAUUUUGCAUUAAAAAAUAUAUAUUAUUGAACAGAAUAUUUGUUAUAGUACAAAACAUGCAUCACACCUUGAUUUAAAAAAAUAUACAAAAAAAAUGUUUUGUAUAUAAAUUUUGACAUUUUGUUUUAAUGAGGGGGCCUCCAGAGAAAAUUCUCAGGCCCCAAUUUAGCCAGGGACCCUCCCCACCUACAGUAUUCACACACAUUAUGCAAAAUAAUUGUUUUUUUUUUUUGUUAAAAAUGAAAAGCCCGUGCAAGAUAUUUUACUUGUAAUUGUAACAAAUACAGGAAAAUAUGUUUUUGUUUUUUUCUAAACAUGGUUUAAAAAGGUGAUUUAAAGCAGCUUUAAUCACGCGUGUGUGUGUGUGUGUGUGUGUGUGUGUGUGUGUGCGUGCGUGCGUGCGUGCGUGCGUGCGUGCGUGGGUGCGUGUGUGUGUGUGUGUGUGUGAUUAAUUACGAUGAAUCGUCUGUUUUCAUGAUAGUAGAUGCAGUGCUGACUCUCCAAAAGUGUCAUUAAGACACUGAAGUAUUUAUGGUCAAGGCUGAGUAUUGGUAGAAGUAAUACUUUAGACUUCUAUACAAAGUAUAUUUUGCAGUAUCUAUGAAUAAAAAUAUAUAAAUCAACUCACCGAUCUGGAAGAAAUUCCGAAUUAAAUUGUGUAAGAUUUAUCAACCUGCUACUUCUCUAUGAAAUUAGAGCAGACUUCGCGCGUUGCUGCUUUCUGUGGUGAGGCUCGGUACUGCUUGUGUUUUAUUUGGUGGCUAUUUGAAGACAAUGCAAACAAAGCCUUGAAGAAUAAAAUAACAUGUUGACUUUUUGGGCCCAGAUUGUGGAAGCAAAUUUCAAAAAGAACCACAGUAAGACACGGAUGUAUGUUUAGACAUACAGUAUGUACUUGCAAGGGAGUAGGUUUGAUUUUGAGAUUG
This is a messenger RNA of Nerophis ophidion (straightnose pipefish), 9490 nucleotides long. RefSeq names its product myosin-11-like. Lineage: Eukaryota; Metazoa; Chordata; Actinopteri; Syngnathiformes; Syngnathidae. The transcript is spliced from 42 exons. Gene Ontology annotation, cellular component: myosin complex. Gene Ontology annotation, molecular function: actin filament binding; cytoskeletal motor activity; ATP binding. The record is from RefSeq and is a predicted model, not a curated record. Bases 236 to 6358 code for a protein of 2040 amino acids.